Messenger RNA from Chelonus insularis, 2937 nucleotides. RefSeq names its product Leucine zipper like transcription regulator 1 (gene Lztr1). The record is from RefSeq and is a predicted model, not a curated record. NCBI's taxonomy places the organism in Eukaryota, Metazoa, Arthropoda, Insecta, Hymenoptera, Braconidae. Gene Ontology annotation, molecular function: protein binding. The transcript is spliced from 3 exons. The coding region runs from base 248 to 2530 and encodes 760 amino acids. Gene Ontology annotation, cellular component: Golgi apparatus.
AUAUCGACUGAUCUUAUUGUAUUGUUGUUUAUUUGUUAAGACGCUUAAUCCGUUUCAAGACAAUUAUUUAUAACAAUAUGAAAAACAAGUUCUCAAAGUUAUUUUAUACGUUUAAUUAUUAUCAAGAUUUAAUUAUGUGAAUUAAUAAAAAAUCUUAGAUAACUAUUGACAAGUUUCUAGAAGAAUUAUUCAAUACAAUCAACAUUUUCAAUAUUUAGAUUACAAUAAUUGAAAAAAUUCACCCAAAAUGGACAACGUAACAACUGCAGAAUGUUUGACAUUAGAUUUUGGACCUUUUGAAACGGUCCAUCGAUGGCAACGAAUGCCUGAAUGUGAUGAGUUCGUUGGUGCUAGACGUAGUAAGCAUACAGUAGUUGCUUAUAAAGAUGCAAUUUAUGUAUUUGGUGGAGAUAAUGGGAAAAGAAUGUUGAAUGAUUUAUUACGCUUUGAUGUGAAAGAAAAAUCAUGGGGUCGUGCUUUUGUAACUGGAAAUCCACCACCACCUCGCUAUCAUCAUUCCGCAGUGGUACAUGAUACUUCAAUGUUUGUUUUUGGUGGUUACACAGGUGACAUACAUUCCAAUUCAAAUUUGACUAAUAAAAAUGAUUUAUUUGAGUACAAAUUUCAAACGGGACAGUGGAUUGAAUGGAAAUUUAUUGGAAAAACUCCAGUUCCGAGGUCAGCACAUGGAGCUGCAGUUUAUGAUAACAAACUUUGGAUAUUUGCGGGCUAUGAUGGCAAUGCUCGACUCAAUGAUAUGUGGACUAUAUCAUUGUUACCAGGAGAGUUAAGGAUAUGGGAAGAAGUUGUACAAUCUGGUGAUUGUCCGCCAACUUGUUGUAACUUUCCAGUUGCUGUAGCACGAGAAUCAAUGUUUGUUUUUAGCGGCCAAAGUGGUGCCAAAAUUACAAAUAGCUUAUUCCAGUUUCAUUUCCGUGAAAAAAGGUGGACUAGAAUAUCUACAGAACAUAUUUUAAGAGGAGCUCCUCCACCUCCUGCUCGUCGUUAUGGUCACACGAUGGUGAGUUUUCAUCGACAUCUCUACGUAUUUGGAGGAACCGCAGAUUCCACAUUACCAAAUGAACUUCAUUGCUAUGACCUCGAUACUCAAACUUGGAAUAUCGUGACUGCAUCAGCCGACAGUGAUAUUCCUUCAGGAAGACUUUUUCAUGCUGCAGCAGUCAUUGGAGAAGCUAUGUACAUAUUUGGAGGAACGGUCGAUAAUAAUGUUCGUUCUGGCGAAACAUAUCGUUUUCAAUUUUCAUGCUAUCCCAAAUGUACCCUUCACGAUGAUUUUGGAAGACUUUUAAACUCUAAACAAUUCUGUGAUGUUGAGUUUAUUGUUGGAAAAGAUCACAUGGAAAAAAAAAUACCUGCUCACAUUGCCAUGGUUGCAGCACGUUCACAGUUUCUAAGUUCUCGGAUUCGUGAAGCACGAAAAAAAACAAUAGAACACUUAAAAGAAAAAGAAGAAACUUCUGGUGAAAUAACAAUGACAGACUUACCUCUUUUGGAGGUGAAGUUAGAAGAUGCUGUACCUGAAGCUUUUGAAAUGGUUCUCAAUUACAUUUACACAGAUCGCAUAGAUCCUACAAAAGCAGUAAAGGACUCUGAUCCGAACAAUAGAAUCGUUUUACUUAUGAUGGAUGUUUAUCGACUAGCUUUCCAAUUUAAUAUGAAACGUCUGGAACAGCUGUGUGUGCAUUAUCUCAAAGCUACUAUCAAUCACGCCAAUGUUCUUGAAGCUUUGCACAAUGCUGCACACCUUAAACUUGAUUUUAUAAAAGAGUUUUGUUUGAGUUUUGUGGUGAAGGACAGUAACUACAAUCAAAUAGUUAUGAGUCGAGAAUUUGAAACAUUAGACCGGCCAUUAAUGGUGGACAUUAUACGUCGGAGACAAGUACCCCAAACUAGAAGUUACUCCAAACAAUAUGAAACUGGUACUGGCACGUCGUUAGAGCAAGACAUGGAGAAAUUUUUGAAAGGUGGAGGUUGUGAAUUCUGUGAUAUUACGUUAAUGUUGCAAGGUGAUGCUUACCCAGCACAUAAAGCAAUUUUAGCAGCCCGAUGCAAUUACUUUGAAGCUAUGUUUAGGUCAUUUAUGCCAAAAGAUAAUAUAGUUAAUAUUCUAAUCGGUGAAACGAUACCUUCACCGGAAUCUUUUGCUUCGUUAUUAAGAUAUAUUUAUUACGCUGAUGUUUCAAUGCCUCCGGAAGAUUCUCUUUAUCUCUUUACUGCUCCGGCAUUUUAUGGUUUCACCAAUAAUCGUUUACAAGCUUUCUGUAAGCAAAAUUUAGAAAUGAAUGUUACGUUUGAAAAUGUAAUACAAAUUUUAGAAGCUGCAGAUCGUAUGCAGGCAUGCGAUGUUAAAAAAUAUGCUCUUAAUCUUAUUGUUCAUCAUUUUAGUAAGGUUGCUCGAUUACCAAGACUCCAACAGUUGAGUCGUGAAUUACUUCUGGAUAUUAUUGAAGCUCUGGCAGACGAACGUAGCGAGGCUCGUACAUGUCAGGAUAUGACAAGUGAUUGUUGACUGUAGUAGACUUUGUAUCCAUUUUAACCUUUGACUGUUUUAAUUUUUUCAUUAUUGGAUUCGUUAAAGAGUCCAAUAAUUUUUUACGUAAGCCUUAUAAGUUUAUUAUCGGUAGUUAAAAAUCCGUAAUCGAUAGAUAGUUUAUUGUAAUUGCAAUUGGCGUUUUUGUCGAAAGGUUAAUUGUCAUAUGGAUUAAUUAAAUCUUACCUUUGGUAAAUUGGUAUAGUAAGCGAAUUAAAGCCUACUAAUGACUAAGAACAUAUUUUAUAUUAUUUAUUGUGUACAUACUCCUAAAGAUAUUUAGAAUAAUUAUAACUUUAAAAGUUAAAAAAUGGUUAUUUGAAUAAUUUUGUUAUUGUCAUUCAGGUUAGUGACAUCUGAAAAAUGCUAAUUAUUGUUUAUAAAUA